Molecule: messenger RNA, 1596 nt
Organism: Andrographis paniculata
Lineage: Eukaryota; Viridiplantae; Streptophyta; Magnoliopsida; Lamiales; Acanthaceae
Product: probable polyamine transporter At1g31830
Exons: 1
Coding region: 1-1596 (531 amino acids)
Biological process (GO): transmembrane transport
Cellular component (GO): membrane
Molecular function (GO): transmembrane transporter activity
Source: RefSeq, a predicted model, not a curated record
AUGACGUCCGAUAGUCGCGGUUCAGAGCAUCAGCUACACGUAUGCGGAGAGGUUCCCGCCGGCGAUGGAACAGUUCAAUCAGCAGAAGCUUCUGAUAGAGAAAGUCAGAUCUGUCGAAAUCUACAAGACCAGAAACAGCUUAAUGCAUCAUCACACAAUGUCGAAACAUCCAUGGCGGUUGCAGUAAACAUCGCCGGCAGCGACGAAAACAACAACAACAAUGGAGGUACUAACACAGAAGUUCCUUCUUCUAGAUUAACUCAUGGUAAGAAAAUAUCGGUCCUCCCUCUCGUUUUCCUCAUAUUCUACGAGGUUUCCGGAGGAGCGUUUGGGAUCGAAGACAGCGUCGGCGCAGCCGGUCCUCUGCUCACACUGGUCGGGAUUCUCGUGUUCCCGUUCUUCUGGAGCAUUCCGGAAGCUCUCAUAACCGCAGAGCUGGGGACGAUGUUCCCCGAAAACGGUGGCUAUGUCGUUUGGGUGUCGUCGGCGUUGGGGCCGUUUUGUGGCUUUCAGCAAGGGUGGUUGAAAUGGCUUAGCGGCGUCAUCGACAACGCCCUUUAUCCGGUGCUUUUCCUCGACUAUCUGAAAUCGGAUAUCCCGGCAUUGGCCGGAGGAUGGCCUAGAGUCGUCGCAGUGUUGGCACUGACGGUUGUUCUUACUUACAUGAACUACCGAGGCAUGAUGAUCGUCGGAUGGGUCGCGGUGGCGCUCGGGAUCUUCUCGCUUCUUCCGUUCAUCGCGAUGGGGUUCGUUUCGAUCCCGAAGCUCCGGCCGAAGCGAUGGCUGGCGGCAGACGUUCGUAACGUCGACUGGAGUUUGUACCUCAACACUCUGUUCUGGAACUUGCACUAUUGGGAUUCGAUUAGUACUCUCGCCGGAGAAGUCGAAAACCCGAAGAAAACGCUGCCGAAGGCGCUGUUUUCGGCGAUGAUCCUCGUCGUGCUUGGGUAUUUUCUCCCGCUGUUGUUCGGGAUCGGCGCGAUUCCCCUGAAUCGCGCGGCGUGGGAGGAUGGGUACUUCUCCGAUGUGGCGAAGAUCAUCGGCGGCGCAUGGCUCGGCUGGUGGGUCCAGGCGGCGGCGGCGAUGUCGAACUUGGGGAUGUUCAUGGCGGAGAUGAGCAGCGACUCGUUCCAGCUGCUCGGGAUGGCAGAGCGCGGGAUGUUGCCGAAGGUUUUCGCGAAACGGUCGCGGCACGGGACGCCGUUCGUCGGGAUUCUGUUCUCCGCCUCCGGCGUCGUGCUCCUGUCGUGGCUGAGCUUCAACGAGAUCGUCGCCACCGAGAACUUCUUGUAUUGUUUCGGGAUGAUGCUCGAAUUCGUAGCGUUUGUGCGGCUGAGGGUGAUCGCGCCCACGGCGGCGCGGCCGUAUAAGAUUCCGAUGGGAACGGCGGGGGUGGCGGCGAUGUGUGUGCCGCCGACGGUGCUGAUGUGCACCGUGUUGGCGCUGUCGUCGGCGAGGGUGGCGCUGGUGAGCUUAGGGGCGGUGGUGGUGGGGCUGAUAUUGCAGCCGUGUAUGAAGCAUGUUGAGAAGAAGACAUGGGUUAAGUUUCGGGUGAGUUCUGAACUUCCCGAUAUUCGGGCUAAUAUUCGGACAUGA